Molecule: messenger RNA, 549 nt
Organism: Kogia breviceps (pygmy sperm whale)
Lineage: Eukaryota; Metazoa; Chordata; Mammalia; Artiodactyla; Physeteridae
Source: RefSeq, a predicted model, not a curated record
CAGCCAGUUAAGCCGACUGUGCUCUUUUCCCCAUGGGGGCCCGGUGCGCAAUGGCUGCAAACAGCAGCCUCCCCGGUAGUGUAUGCAGCCUGUUGCCUGUAUGGGUUGCCCUAAGGGACCUUGGAGACAGCCCUUUCCAGUGGACAUUAAUGACUGGCAUGCUGUCCCCAAUCUAGGCUCCAGACAGGUAUGCGUGGUGUCUUUGGAAAGCCCCAGCGCACAGUGGCCGGGGUCCACAUUGGCCAGGUCAUAAUGUCCAUCCGCACCAAGAUGCAGAACAAGGAGCAUGUGAUUGUGGCCCUCCGCGGGGCCAAGUUCAAGUUCCCUGGCAGCCAGAAGAUCCACAUUUCCAAGAAGUGGAGAUUUACUAAGUUUAAUGCAGAUGAGUUUGAAAACAUGGUGGCAGAAAAGCAGCUCAUCCCAGAUGGCUGUGGGGUCAAGUAUAUCCCUAAUCGUGGCCCUCUGGACAAAUGGCGGACCCUGCACUCAUGAGAGCCUUGGCGCUGCCCCCUCCCUACCCAUGCCCACCAAUAAACUCUACUUUCUUGU